GCCCGGUUCCAUCGCCAGGUUCCUGGUUGGUUUCCACAGUACUGCUUCUCUUUCCACUCCACUUGUUUUGACUAUGAUCCAUUUUAUUCCCCCAGCAAGUAUCGAGCUCUAUCCAAGCUCUCCUUGAUGCCCGACCUCCCUUGCUGACCCUACAAUCCAGCGCGAGCUGGAGACACCGAAACGCCACUGCGUGUCUGCCUGCGAUAUUACCCCGUCUAAACCCCCAACCAUGCCGGUCUCUCCCUGAUAACUUCCCACUGGCCUUGUUUCUCUACAAAGCUCUCACUUACGGUGCUGCUGGUGCACCUGCCGCUGGCCGUCACAAUGACAAAUGGGCCCAUCCACACCUACGGCUCAACAUGUCUUCUAACGGAGGAUGAUUCCAACCCAUUUUCGUGGCUUUCUCAAGAUGAUCCACCUAUCGUUCGUCCGCAGUUUUUUUACACGUCUGCGCUCCCGAUCGACGACCCAUUGGCUGCCUUGCCUCCUCCGACUGGCGGUCAAGGAUCUGGAAAUGACAGGGCUCCGCUCCAGCCAUUUUCGGUCAGGGAUAACGCGGCCCUGGAAGAUGCCUGGAAGCUAUUGCAACAAACCAUAAAACAGAAGCUCACUGGGAAAUCCAACUCUCAGUGUGGUCCCCCAUCAGCCAGAAACCCGGGGAUAGAUGUACCAGGCCGGGAACUCCCCGUCGAACCAGGGCGAAAGAAACACAAGGGACCCCAUGGCGAUGCAACCUUCCUGGGAGGUCAAAAAGGACAGUUAGGUAUUCCUUCGCGCUCCUUGGAUGAUCAACUGCCGCCCAACUUCAGGCUUCGAUCUAGGAAUGAAGCCGGCAAGGCAGACGUAAACAACAAAGUAUCCCGAGACAGGUCACGCACACUUGGCAGUAGCUUAGAUGACGGUCCCAUAUCUGGCGCUGCCCUACGUCGGAAACGAGAACCGCCUUUCAACGACAAAUUUGACACAGUAGAAACCAAGGCCAGAGAGCUGCUAAUGAAUGAUGACACUGGUGGCACGGAAGGUACCAGCCCGCGAAGCUAUCCCUCACGCGAUGCGAGCAUCAGCGGCUCGCCCUUUGCCAGAGCCCCCAUCUCCCAAUCACACAGCCCUUUGGGCCAGUCGGUCGAGUCCCUUUCGUCAAGAGACGGAAACCAAGAACCUCCAGUUGAGCCAUCAGCGACACCGAAACCAUCAGGCCUAAGAACGGCGAUUCGUCAGGGCUCUGAUGAAGCUGGUGGUGAAGCUGGAGAAUCUGCUCAACUGGAUGAGCCGCAACGCAAAGUCCCCGUGGGUGCGUCUCGGCUUCACCUUGUCGAAUUGCCGAGUCUAAAGAUGAAACCGAUCUACUGGAGUCCCCUGCAUGACAUUUCGAGCGUUAUCCGCGCAACAUGGUUUUACAAAAACACCAUGCUACCCGUGGAGACGGAGCUUGCCAAUAAGUUGGAAGAUGGCUACAACUACCUGAAACCAUGGACUGAAACAUGGCAAGAUGAACUCAACAGCUGUGUCGAAAAUGGUGCCGAUGCCGAAAUGAAGAUCGUACACAGGCUAUGGCCGAAAGACAACACAACUAGACCACCGACGGCUGUGGUUGUGCCUAGUUCCGAUACUUCAACCUCUGCCCCGCUUCUGUCAAACGAAUGCAAGAGCACAGGAGUGGAGAGUAUGACACUGGAUACCAAUCGAGCUGCAGGCGGUGCCUCCGCAUACUCCGAAACCGUCAAGCCUUUCUUGAAUUCUAGUGUCAUCUACGCCGAUGGAAGAAACGCACAGAUCCUUCGACCAAGCCUUCUUCCAUCUGUGUCGAGGGGACGCAAGCCGCUCAGUGCAAUCCGUAAAGGGAGACAAAUCGGAAUUCCUGUGGUUCGUGGUUUUAGUAGGCGACUGUGGGACCGACUACACCCCAGCAAACCCAGCCCAGUAGACGUGCGAAACUACCUUCGCAGUACACAGUCUCGAGCAAUGUCAACGACAUCCACGGAGCCUAUUUGCUAUGCGUGUGCGAUAGAGGAGUUGCGACCCGCUCCAACAGACCUGGUUCUGGUCAUACACGGAAUAGGCCAGAAACUAUCGGAGCGGAUGGAGAGCUUUCAUUUCACGCACGCCAUUAAUGCCUUUCGAAGGCAAAUCAAUGUGGAAUUGAACAGCGAGCCGGUCUGGCCACAUGUGCGCCCAGGCCAUGGGGGCAUCAUGGCCCUUCCUGUUAAUUGGCGAUCAACCCUGUCUUUGGAUGAAGCCAAUCUUGAAUCUCCUGCCGCGGAAGAUCCUGCUGCAAACCACUACUCGCUUAAUGAUAUCACGCCUGAGACGAUCCCAGCUGUCAGGUCGUUAAUCAGCGAUGUCAUGCUUGACAUUCCAUAUUAUUUGUCCCAUCAUAAGCCUAAGAUGAUACGAGCAGUAGUCAAAGAAGCUAACCGCAUCUUUCGGCUCUGGUGCGAACAUAAUCCAGGCUUCCAGCAGGAGGGGCGAGUUCAUCUGCUUGCACACUCUCUAGGGAGCGCUAUGGCCUUGGAUAUUCUUAGCCAUCAGCCAACGAGGGUUCCGUCCUUCGAUUUCUCCAAAACGAGCAUUCACGGGGACAUGUUCGAGUUCGACACGAAGAACCUAUUUAUUUGCGGCAGUCCGGCCGGGUUCUUCCUUCUCCUCAACAAAGCGAACCUAUUGCCCCGCCGAGGCAGAGAUAAACCUGGCUGUGAAGGCGACGAUCGGCUCCCUGGCGUAGCAGGAGAGGCCGAUACAUAUGGCUGUUUAGCCGUCGACAACCUGUACAACAUCAUGCACACCACUGAUCCAAUCGCCUACCACGUCAACGCCAUCGUUGACAGCGACCUAGCUAAUUCUCUAAGACCCGCCUCCAUCCCAACCUCCACCGCAUCAUUCUGGCAAUCCGUUGGCAGCGUAUUCCGCUGGAGCUCACCCCCGACUCUGAUCCCCUCCACUACAACCAUCCCCACCCGUCCAUCAACCCUCAACAAGCUCCCAACCAACGUCGAACUCGAAACCCACGACUUCACACGCGAGGAAAUUGCCGAAAAACGCAUGUUCCUCCUCAACGAUAAUGGCCAGAUCGACUACUUCCUCUCCGGCGGCGGAGGACCUCUAAACAUCCAGUAUCUGAAUAUGCUCAGUGCGCAUAGCAGUUACUGGACUCUGACCGACUUUGUUCGGUUCCUGGUCAUCGAGAUAGCCCGUAAACAGGGUCGAGACUACACCUUACCGGUGCUACGUGCCGCGAAGAAGAAGGGCUGGAAAAUUCACAAAGGCUGAUGGAUACCAUGAUUCCCUUUACUUAUGCAGGCCUUUGCUUUGAUCCUCUUGUUUCUCUUCUCUACAAUCUACCAUAUUUUCCUCCCAUCUAAUUCUCAAAUUGUCUUCUGUUUUCAUUUUUUUAUCUUCUUCGUGAAUUUGGUCCCAUCGUGUGGCGCAACCUUGGCCCUUGUUUGGUGGUAGCGAUUACCCUUUUCUGGAGUCCAGAGGACCUGUGUGCGCGCUGCUACCGAUUCUUCCAUUGCUAUGUUUUAACAUUUGGUACUACUAUGUUUUGGAGCGUUCUGCGCUGGAUAAUACAGGGUUCGAAUAUGUGGCGCAAAAUAUUUGAAUAUCAUCUUUAUAAGAUGACACCGUUUGAUCACUGUAACCGA
This is a messenger RNA of Aspergillus sclerotioniger CBS 115572, 3641 nucleotides long. RefSeq names its product DDHD family phospholipase. The record is from RefSeq and is a predicted model, not a curated record. The transcript has 4 exons. Gene Ontology annotation, molecular function: glycerophospholipase activity; metal ion binding. Lineage: Eukaryota; Fungi; Ascomycota; Eurotiomycetes; Eurotiales; Aspergillaceae. The coding region runs from base 325 to 3267 and encodes 980 amino acids. Gene Ontology annotation, cellular component: cytoplasm.